Messenger RNA from Trematosphaeria pertusa, 462 nucleotides. RefSeq lists its product as uncharacterized. The coding region runs from base 1 to 462 and encodes 153 amino acids. NCBI's taxonomy places the organism in Eukaryota, Fungi, Ascomycota, Dothideomycetes, Pleosporales, Trematosphaeriaceae. The record is from RefSeq and is a predicted model, not a curated record. The transcript has a single exon.
AUGUGUCUCGAACGCCCCGUCUUACGAAUCGCACGCGGUUUCUGCCCAAGACCGGGUCGACGUGGCGGUUGGGCAAUCUUGCUCCUUGUUCCCUUUGCCUUCUGGAAGUACCUCGUCGACCACGAAACUGGUCGAACGACCACCAACAUCCUCGUGGGAUGGACAGCUCUAGCGCCCGUCCCACGUCGUCAAAGGUGCCGACUGGCUCAACAACCAUGGUCACAAGGUCCCGCCAUGGUCCAGCUCCAUCCGUCCGACACGAAGCCGCAUGGGUGCCUACGAUUCCGUACAUGGCUUCAUCUUCCAGCAUCCUAUAGAUGCCCUCCACAGGUCUCAAUCCGGAAGGUAUCCAAGGGGCCCCCGCGAAAUCAUCCUUGCACGGUUACCAUGCUUCGCGAAGGCAGUGGCGAUCUUUGCGGGGAUGGAUAUUACACGGGGGCCAAUGGCCGUGCGGCCAGCUAA